This is a messenger RNA of Lasiosphaeria miniovina, 2283 nucleotides long. RefSeq names its product cytochrome P450. The record is from RefSeq and is a predicted model, not a curated record. Gene Ontology annotation, molecular function: iron ion binding; oxidoreductase activity, acting on paired donors, with incorporation or reduction of molecular oxygen; monooxygenase activity. NCBI's taxonomy places the organism in Eukaryota, Fungi, Ascomycota, Sordariomycetes, Sordariales, Lasiosphaeriaceae. Bases 309 to 1874 code for a protein of 521 amino acids. The transcript is spliced from 3 exons.
ACUUCAUCCUGUCAUCUCCAACGAGCGCGGCAUCCCGUCGUCUUGUCACGUCUCGCCUCGCGCAUCAACUGCACGGCACGGCACGGCACGGCAACACCAUGGCUAUGCUGGCGAUAGACUCGGACACGUUCAGCGGGCGCCAUGUCGCGUGGGCCGCCGGGCUGCUGCUGGCGACAGUCGUGGUGCACUUCCUGCACAGAGGCUACCAAGUCCGCAGCAUGUACCGCACCCUCCAGAAGCAGGGAUUCGUGAGUCCUCGUCUGUUCAGCGCAUCAAGGACCGGACACUGACCCAAUUGGAAGCCCGUGAUGGAGCACUCGUGGGUGCUGGGCCAUCUGGAGAUUGUCGGCAAGCUGCUGCAGGAUAUGCCGUCCGACGCCCACGGAAACUACCUGCCCAUGUUGAUCCUCGAGAACUGGCGCACCCUGUUCCCAAACUGCACCCAGCGCCCGCCUGUCGUCUAUCUCGACAUGUGGCCAUUCGCCCAGCCAUUGCUUCUGCCCAUGACGCUCCCCGUCGCCGUCCAGGUCACCCAGGAGCGCUCGCUGACCAAGGCACGCGAGCAAAAGGACAUCCUGUAUCCUCUCACCCGCAACCGCGACCUCUCGUCCAUGGAGGGCGCCGAGUGGAGGCUCUGGCGCAAGCGCCUCAACCCGGGCUUCAGCAUCCAGACCAUCACCGGCCGCAUCCCAGACCUCAUGGACGAGGUCGAGAAGUUCUAUGCCGCCCUCGAGUCGCACGCCGGGCCCAACUGGACCUGGGGCGCCGUUUUCCCGCUCGAGGCCGAGACCAUCAAGCUCGCCCUAUCCAUCAUCUUCCGGUUCUUCUUCGGCCCGCGUGUCCAGGCACGGCUAGCCGGCAGACAGGCCGAGCUCGAGAAUGCCGUCGUGGACAGCGUAAAGCGCAUGGUGUUUUUCAUACACAUUGGCAAUUUCCUCAGCUACUGGGGUCCGUGGCGGCGCUUCAAACUGUGGCGCAACUACCGGACCAUGAUGAGCGGAUUUGGACCAGUCCUCGAGCGGCGCUUGACUGAGCUUACACGGCAGGGCGGCGACGAGAAGCGCACCGACACGCUCGUCGACGCCAUCGUCGAGGGUUUUCAAGCCGACCGGGAAAACGGCGAGCCCAACACCUCCGACGACGACUUCAUCGAGCUCGCCGUCGGCCAGAUUGGCACCUUCAUCUUUGCCGGCCACGACACGACGGCGAGCGCCAUCUGCUGGGUGCUGCACCUCCUGACCCAACAUCCCGACGUCCUCGCCCGCAUGCGCGCCGAGCACGACGCCGUGCUGGGCCCCGACCCGGCCCAGGCAGCCGCCGCCAUCCGGGCCGACCCGCACCUGAUCAACACGCUGACGUACACCAACGCCGUCAUCAAGGAGACGACGCGCGUAAACCCCAACGUCGGCACCAUGCGGCGGGGCGAGCCGGGCUACUUCAUCGCGGGCCCGCAGGGGUCGGGCUACGAGGGCAUGCAGUUCCCCACCUACGGCUUCGUCGUUUGGAGCAACCCGUUCUCGUACCACCGGGAUCCCGAGCUGUGGCCGCGCGUGCACGAGUUCCUGCCCGAGCGGUUUCUGGUCGCCGACAACGACCCGCUGCAUCCGCAAAAGGACGCCUGGCGCUUCUUCGAGAUGGGGCCGAGGAACUGCAUCGGCCAGUACCUGGCCCUGACCGAGAUCAAACUGGCCCUCGCCGUCAUUGUGCGGCAGCUGGACAUUGAGUGCGCCUGGGACGAGUGGGACCGCAAGACGGGAAACAAGAAGGCACGCAGCGUCUGGCAGGAUAGGGCCUAUCACGUUGGGACCGAUUCGCCGCCGCACGUCAAAGAUGGAAUGCCCGUCCACAUUCGUCGCCGGCAGCCGAAGCAGUGAUGCGAGGAGCAGAACCGCAAGCCGCCGAAUCGUGUUGACCCUUUCCCAUAAGCCGUCGAAAAGUUUCUGCAAUUUUUUUGGAUAAUCAGACGUAAUUAUCACGUACCUAGUAGGCUAGGACCCGAACUGUUUAGAAGUUGGGGCUGGGAAUGGGCUGGGAAUGGGCCGCUGUAAUAUUGCUUGCUUCCAGGACGGGAGCCUGUGGUGGUGGCCUCGGAUUCAAAUUUCAGAGCGACCAAGCUCGGUACCGAAUGGCAAUGCCGCUUGUAUGCUCGCAGCCGACAUCCGUCCUCGUGCAUGAACCCUAAAGCUGCUGCGGUCACCCCUGACCGGGCUGGCCCAGAAACAGAUUUUGUUGCCAGACAAGACGUUGCCUACCUUGAUGCUGUUGUCGACAGGCAAUCACACG